AGACCGGGAAGUUUUAGGCGCCAUGCUGAGAAGAUUCUGUACCUAGUACAAAGUACAGCCGGAAUAACUCCCCUUCAGUGUAACGUACAGGCUUCUGUAUCUGUAUCUGUUAAUUAGUAACUGUUGUAAUCACCCAUCGGUGUAACACACCGGCUUCGCAGGUACGCAGCACCACAGCAGUCUCUAGCAUGACAAGGAAGUAUCUGUCCCACCUAACAUUUGCCCGUCCGACCCCAGAUGUACCUAUCUCGUGAGAACGCCCCUCCUGUACUUGGCACGUGUUCCCAAGAUGAACGUGAACGUGACCGUCCCUGUGGUUCUGUUCCUCCUGCUGUGCCUGAACACCUUUCGUCCGGCAAGGAGCGCAUGUACAUAUCAGCUCGGUCGCCUGUACCUGCGCGGCCAAAUUAUGAGCCAGACGGAUGUGACGUCAGACCACUGCGAGUGGGACAUCACGACUCUUCUACACAGGAUCAUUUUGAUCAAUUUCGACACUUUAGGUUACCGGCGCGGUUCGGAAAACUGCACCGCCGACGUUCUGACGUUUCACGACGGAAACUCUGCAACUAGCAGGACUAUCGACUCGUUCUGUGGAGACCAGACACCAUCGACUAACUCCGACGACGUCUGGCGUUUGUUAGACCUGUCCACGGCCAGUACCGGCCAUCAGAUGUAUGUCGUCUACAACCGUAAUCCUCUGGCUCAACACAGACCUGAGUUCAACAUUACAUUCACCACAAGAGACAAUAACGACGUCCCAGAGUUCAAUGAGGAAACUUUCCUCCCACAAACAACACCAGUUUUCAACCACACCACAGCUGAGGAUUUUGUGCAAGUUGAGUUUGAACUCGAUCUAACACCAAAUGAUCCGUUUUACUUCCCAUACGGCUACAAAACCAACUUCGGCAACAGGAACGGUGUAAUGAACGCGAAAUGCUAUCCACAUAUAUAA
Branchiostoma belcheri (Belcher's lancelet) is the source of this 952-nucleotide messenger RNA. RefSeq lists its product as uncharacterized. Bases 290 to 952 code for a protein of 220 amino acids. The record is from RefSeq and is a predicted model, not a curated record. NCBI's taxonomy places the organism in Eukaryota, Metazoa, Chordata, Leptocardii, Amphioxiformes, Branchiostomatidae. The transcript is spliced from 7 exons. Gene Ontology annotation, cellular component: plasma membrane.